Messenger RNA from Trichechus manatus latirostris (Florida manatee), 942 nucleotides. RefSeq names its product carbonic anhydrase 6 (gene CA6). Gene Ontology annotation, biological process: one-carbon metabolic process. Gene Ontology annotation, molecular function: carbonate dehydratase activity; zinc ion binding. Lineage: Eukaryota; Metazoa; Chordata; Mammalia; Sirenia; Trichechidae. The record is from RefSeq and is a predicted model, not a curated record. Bases 1 to 942 code for a protein of 313 amino acids. The transcript has 8 exons.
AUGAGGAUGCUGGCAAUUCUGCUGUCCCUGAUCCUUGGUGCCCAUGGGUCUGAGUGGACCUACUCAGAGGGGCCGGUGGGCCAGGAACACUGGCCUGACUACUACGCAGCCUGUGGCGGGCAGAGGCAGUCACCCAUCAAACUGCAGAAGAAGACGGUGAGGUACAACCCCUCCUUGAAGGAGCUGAAACUGAAGGGCUAUGAGGCCCAGCAGGGCAAGUUCUCCAUGACCAACAACGGCCAUACAGUGCAGAUCACACUGCUUCCCACCAUGCGCAUGACAGCCCCUGAUGGCACCAAGUACAUCGCUGAGCAGAUGCACUUCCACUGGGGUGGCAGAUCCUCUGAGAUGAGCGGCUCCGAGCACACCAUCGACGGGCGCAGGUUUAUGAUUGAGAUUCACGUUGUUCACUACAACUCUAAAUACAAGAGCUACGAUAUAGCCAAAGAUGCCCCUGAUGGUUUGGCUGUACUGGCAGCCCUCUAUGAGGUCCAGGAUAAUGCUGAAAACACUUAUUACAGCAAGCUCAUUUCCCAGUUGCAGAACAUCAAGUAUCCAGGACAAAGCACAACUCUGGCUGGCGUUGACAUUCACGACUUGCUGCCUGGGAACCUCCAUGACUACUACACCUACUUGGGCUCACUCACCACUCCUCCCUGUACUGAGAACGUCCGCUGGUUUGUGCUGGCAGAGCCCAUCAGUCUUUCCAGUGCACAGGUUUGGAAGAUAGAGAACUCCUUGUUUGAUCACCAGAAUGAGACCCUCCACAAUAAUUACCGUAGGACCCAGCCCCUGAACAACAGGGUGGUGGAAGCUAACUUCAAAUAUCUUCCUAAUCAUCACUCUGAGUUCAAGUAUUACCUAAGAGAGAUCCUUGGUAUAGUCACUGACUUGAGAGGAUCUAUUGAAAAGAAGAAGCCUAAGGAAAAAAACGACGAUUAA